ACGUGACAUCAAUUAACAAAAAUUAGGUAAAUUGAAACAAAUCAAGAAUGACUUUAGAUAUCGUUUGUAAUUUUCGUAAGUGCAGAAAAGCUCUAACAAGCCAAGCAUGGGUUACUACGUGUUCACAUGCAUUUUGUGUCGAUCAUGGCAAACGUGAAUUUAAAAGACACAUCGACAACUCAUUAAUUUGUCCUGCAUGUAAUAGCGAACUACGAGACAAAUUCGACGUCAUCCAAGCUGAUCUUAAGCCGAGCGAAACAUUCAAAUCUAUAGUUUUGGCCGGUCUAAAACCGGACACCAUCAUGGACGUGGCUAUGAGAGCGAUAUCGUUCUGGUCCUAUCAAAUUGAGCAGGAAACAUUAUAUCAGGAGAGCCUAGCCAACCAUUCAAAAGAAAAACUCCAAUGCUUGGAAGAAAUAAAUACGUUGAAUGCACAGAAACUUAAAGCGGAAUUGGAUACGGCGAAACGAAAAAUAGCCUCUUUACAAGAAGAAUUUAAAAAGAAAAAGAAGCAGUCUGAUGAGUUGACGGCCUUAUUAGAGGAGAAGACGAGAAAAAUACAGAAGUUGGCGUUUCAGCUUGACGCACAUAAACGGAGGGAUAUACACGGCCAGAAUGUUAGUAAAAAUGACAAUGCAGCACAAUGCAUGGACAUAUCAGAGUUGGUCGGACAAAGGGCGGCUUCGGACGCAUUCGUAUUUAAACCAAUGAGAGACAACGAAGAUUCGCGUCAAAUAUUUUCGCCAAAAACGCCAAUUUUUGAUUUUCGUGCCAAAAGAAAGCCAAGUUUUCAAUUCAGGCCACUAAAAUCAUAGCGUAGUCUGCAUGCUUAGUUUAG
Molecule: messenger RNA, 838 nt
Organism: Aricia agestis (brown argus)
Lineage: Eukaryota; Metazoa; Arthropoda; Insecta; Lepidoptera; Lycaenidae
Product: E3 ubiquitin-protein ligase CCNB1IP1-like
Exons: 1
Coding region: 48-815 (255 amino acids)
Biological process (GO): reciprocal meiotic recombination
Cellular component (GO): synaptonemal complex
Molecular function (GO): ubiquitin protein ligase activity
Source: RefSeq, a predicted model, not a curated record